This is a messenger RNA of Pollicipes pollicipes, 2733 nucleotides long. Its product is annotated as syntenin-1. The coding region runs from base 136 to 1050 and encodes 304 amino acids. Gene Ontology annotation, cellular component: cytoplasm; plasma membrane. Gene Ontology annotation, molecular function: protein binding. The record is from RefSeq and is a predicted model, not a curated record. NCBI's taxonomy places the organism in Eukaryota, Metazoa, Arthropoda, Thecostraca, Pollicipedomorpha, Pollicipedidae. The transcript has 9 exons.
CGUGACUCACGCAACUAGUGUACUGUGGCAUCAGACUGCCUCAGUGGGCUGUCGCGUAUAUUGCGGAGUGACAGGAGCGCAACACGCCUUUGUUCACCGCUGCACUCCCGUCUUUGGAGUUAGGUAGUUGUCAAGAUGGCUUCGAUCUACCCUUCACUUGAAGACAUGAAGGUGGACCAGAUGGCCCAGGCGGAGCGGGCCCAGUCGGGCGACACCCCGAGCUCGCUGCCGUACCCGACGCGGCCGCUCAUGCCGACGGCGCCCGGCCAGGAGCAGUUCGCCCACCUCUACCCGUCGCUCAGCGACUACAUGGGCCUGGAGCUGACGCCCGAGCUGGUGGCGCAGCUGGAGGACCAGGAGAAGCAGGUGGCGCUGCAGCAGCCGUCGGGUCUGGUGCCGUCCGCGUCCUCCACGCACGGCUACCAGCUGGUGGCGCCCAUCUCGGGCGCGUCGGGCGCCCUGCAGAAGGCCGCCGUCAGCCACGCCAUCCGGGAGGUGACUCUCUGCAAGGACCGCGACGGCCGCGUCGGCCUGCGCUGCCAGGAGAUCAACAAGGGCGUGUUCGUCGUGCUCGUGCAGAAGAACUCGCCGGCCGCCAUGGCAGGUCUCCGCUUUGGUGACCAGAUCCUCCAGAUCAACGAGGUGUCGGUGGCCGGCUACGACAUGGACAAGGUGCACGACAUGUUCAGGAAGGCGCGCUCGGACGCCAUCAAGGUGGCAGUGCGUGACCGGCCUUUCGAGCGCACGGUCACCAUGCACAAGGACUCGGCGGGCACGGUCGGCUUCCAGUACCGCGACGGCAAGAUCAUGGCGCUCGUCAAGGACUCGUCGGCCGCCAGGAAUGGGCUGCUCACCGAGCAUCACAUGCUGGAGAUCAACGGCCAAAACGUGGUCGGUCUGAAGGACAAGGAGACCAGGGCCAUCAUCGACGAGUGCGGCUCCGUGCUGACCGUCACCGUCAUGCCCUCCUUCGUCUUCGAGCACAUGAUGAAGAAGGUCCACAGCAGCGUCAUCCAGAAGCUGAUGGAUCACUCGGUACCCGACUUCUAGAGCGGCACCGGCCGACGGCGGGGCGCCGCCUGGGAACGCGGGGACCGGCCGCCGCCCGACGGCGGGCUGGGCCAGAUGUACUCAGCCCGGCCGCCGGUCCCCGAGUCUGCAGAUUAUCCCCCGGGAGGGACGCAAGCCGGCGCGCGUGCAGUGUCUUGACGGUGGCGUCUCGGGGAAGGUGGUCUAGCGGGUCCAAAUCGUCUGAGAAUUAAAUAACACGGGCAUGAACAUUCGUGCGGUUUAUCAGUACUUGCUUACGAUGUACUGCCACUGUAUUACGAUGAUAAGUGGGCUGCAUCCCUCCGCUGCAUUAUUGGACUUCGUGACGAGGAGGAAGAAUGUGUGUUUGUGAAUGAGUACUUCGCAUUUAAGGCUGUUUUGCUAGACUUCGCGUGGUGUAUACCUUCUGCUCUAAUCGGUUGUCAUCAUUUGAAUGCCAGGCUUAGUUCGCGGUCCCAGAGUAACCGUCUGUUUCCAAUAUUCCGGUGAAAAGCAUGCCUAAUGAUGAAAUACCUCGUCUCAACUCUCCGUGAAACUAUCAGGACAUAUUCUCUUACGUGGCGGUGACGUGUGUGUGUGGGCCUCCGUUCUUGCAUUGUAAUCGUGCCGUGGUGGAACGCGCGCUGCCGUGCACUCCCUGGCUGGCCAGCGUCCGUCCGCGCGCCGACUUCGGCGUGACAACGACGUUGCGUGCCUGUCGAAGCGUUCGUCCAUUGGUGCUCCGGCUUACGGCUGCCACAGAGGCCAGUCAGCGCGUUUUGUUGUGGCUAUGGUCCGCAAUUGGCUGGUUAGUCGUGGUGAUGACGUCAUGCGCCUGAAGAGCCGAGCUCCCGCGUGAUGGUCGCUGACAGAGCGACCCGCUUGCCUGAACGCGGCGAAGGUGGACAGCGCUGAUGCAGUGUUGCCUCCAGUGGCGAGACGUUCCCAAAACGGUCCAGGCGCUGCCGCGGUAAUGUUAGACUUAUGGCCAUCAUCGCGUGCCCAGCUAAAAACUUAUGUCAAAAUCUAGGAUUUUGGGAGCCCCCUUUAAAUGGGGGCGUGUAAAGUACAGAGGAGGGCACCGCGCGGUCCGGCUUGAGCGGCCGCCCCGUGCGAUGAAGUGCUCUUACGUGCGUCCUCGGUGUUACGGCGACACGAGCCGUGGAAUAUUAGUCAGGAAUGGGGGCGGGUAGACUGCCGCUCGCCAGCCAUAUAGAACGUGUGCGAAUCUAAGGUAGACGUUGUAAGCUCGCACCUCCUGUGUGGCACCCAGCUGCACCCGGCUGCGAUUAUUAUCGUCCUCUUCAGUCGGGCACGAUGCGGCCCGACCGUCUCGCUUGGUCCUGUCCUGUCACCAGCACGGCAUCCGGCAGCGACGCGCCGUUCCGGCCGGGCGACGCAGAGUGCUGGGUCGCGGUCACUGUCGUCGGCGUGGUGGUCUGUGGUGGCUCUCGCUCAGCAGCCCGGCGGGACCGACGUAACGCAGCUGUUGAGCGUUGACAGCCACACGCUGGAUUUCGAUGUCCUGUUUCGGUGUUAUUCAUACGCUGCUUUUGAUUCUCGGCCUUUUGAGACACCAAGGCUUCGGUGCUCGCAGGCUGCUUUUUUAUCCGAAUGUUCUGGCUUCCGUAGGUAGUUGGGACCCGAUUAGGGAUCCGUGCCCUAUGUUAUUUCUGAUCGGUAAAAUAAACGUGACUUUAGCAA